CAUUCCCUUUGUUCCUUCCAAGCCUAAGCCUAUCUCUUUCUUCUUCCCCGGCCUUUCACCCAAGAUGAUCACUUUACUAGAUUUCUACCAUGUCAUGACUGCUAUGGUUCCACUUUACGUGGCCAUGACUUUAGCAUAUGGGUCGGUGAAAUGGUGGAAGAUCUUCACUCCCGAUCAGUGCUCCGGCAUCAACCGCUUUGUUGCUCUCUUUGCCGUUCCUCUCCUCUCUUUUCACUUCAUCGCCUCUAACAACCCCUAUGCUAUGAACUUUCGCUUCUUAGCCGCUGAUACGCUCCAAAAGAUUAUCAUUCUUGUAUUACUUGCUGUUUGGAGCAAGGCGAGCAGAAGGGGUUGCUUGGAAUGGACCAUUACCCUUUUCUCACUCUCUACGCUUCCCAACACUUUGGUUAUGGGCAUUCCUUUGCUUAAAGGCAUGUACGGGGAUUUUUCCGGGUGUUUAAUGGUGCAAAUAGUCGUCCUUCAAUGCAUUAUCUGGUACACUUUGAUGCUUUUUUUGUUUGAAUUUAGAGCAGCCAGAAUGCUCAUCUCUGAGAAAUUCCCCGACACUGCUGGCUCUAUUGUCUCAAUCCAUGUCGAUUCGGAUGUCAUGUCACUUGACGGUCGACAGCCUCUUGAAACUGAAGCUGAGAUCAAAGAAGAUGGUAAGCUUCAUGUUACUGUCAGAAAAUCCAAUGCCUCAAGAUCAGAUAUUUUCUCCAGAAGAUCCCAUGGUUUUUCUUCCACAACUCCACGCCCUUCCAAUCUAACCAAUGCUGAGAUAUACUCUUUGCAAUCAUCCAGAGACCCAACACCAAGGGGCUCCAGCUUUAAUCACACUGACUUCUACUCCAUGAUGGCUGGGGGACGAAACUCAAAUUUCGGUGCUGCUGAGGCUUACGGUUUGUCUGCCUCGCGUGGACCAACUCCCAGGCAUUCCAACUAUGAUCAGGAGGAUAAGCCAAAGUUCCAUUACCAGGCGCCAGGUGGUGGCGGUGCAACUCAUUACCCGGUUCCUAAUCCCGGUAUGUUUUCGCCGACCGCUUCUAAAGGUAUCGGUGCUAAUGCAAAUGCAAAGAAGCCUAAUGGUCAUCCCCAGAAAAAGUCUGAAGACGGUGGUAGGGAUCAUCCAGUGUUUGUUUGGAGUUCGAGUGCUUCUCCUGUAUCCGAUGUCUUUGGUGGCCAUCAUCAUGAUCAUGGCGCUACUGACCAUAAAGAAGUCAGAUUGCCUGUCUCCCAAGGGAAAGCUGAAGGGCACAAGGAGAAUCGUGAGGAGUACAUGGAGAGAGAAGACUUGAGCUUUUCCAAGGGAGGAUUGAACGGACCACACUUGAUGAUCAUUACAAGAAAACAGAAAUGUUUGGUUUUUUAUACGUCGGAUUGUGAUAAUGGGGGUAAUGUUUGGAUGGAAAGAACAGGCCUGUUCAUGGCAUUGCAACCAAGGAUCAUAGCAUGUGGGAAUUCCGUUGCAGCUUUUGCGAUGGCCGUGAGAUUCCUUACAGGUCCAGCUGUCAUGGCAGCCGCUUCCAUUGCUGUUGGCCUUCGUGGCGUCCUCUUACGCGUUGCCAUUGUCCAGAAAAAAUGUUUGGUUUUUUAUACGUCGGAUUGUGAUAAUGGGGGUAAUGUUUGGAUGGAAAGAACAGGCCUGUUCAUGGCAUUGCAACCAAGGAUCAUAGCAUGUGGGAAUUCCGUUGCAGCUUUUGCGAUGGCCGUGAGAUUCCUUACAGGUCCAGCUGUCAUGGCAGCCGCUUCCAUUGCUGUUGGCCUUCGUGGCGUCCUCUUACGCGUUGCCAUUGUCCAGGCAGCCCUCCCUCAAGGAAUCGUCCCCUUCGUCUUUGCUAAGGAAUACAGCCUGCACCCUGAUAUUCUCAGCACAGCUGUUAUAUUUGGGAUGCUAAUAGCAUUGCCCAUAACGCUUGUGUAUUACAUUUUAUUGGGGAUAUGAAGGCACAUAUGCCCUUUCGGAGGCCCAAAAGAGCCUCGUUUCCAGAUUUCAAAGGUCAAAGAGCCCGGCACGCAUGACUGCAUGUUGAAUCCCUACUCAAAGCUUAUU
Hibiscus syriacus is the source of this 2050-nucleotide messenger RNA. Its product is annotated as auxin efflux carrier component 1-like. The transcript has 6 exons. Bases 65 to 1942 code for a protein of 625 amino acids. Gene Ontology annotation, biological process: auxin polar transport; auxin export across the plasma membrane. Gene Ontology annotation, molecular function: auxin efflux transmembrane transporter activity. The record is from RefSeq and is a predicted model, not a curated record. NCBI's taxonomy places the organism in Eukaryota, Viridiplantae, Streptophyta, Magnoliopsida, Malvales, Malvaceae. Gene Ontology annotation, cellular component: plasma membrane; endoplasmic reticulum.